AUGAAGGGUAGCGAUGGCUUAAAUCACGGAUUUAACCCUCGGAAUCGUUCAACACUAAAGAUUGUGACUAUUAUUUUGUUGAUUAUUGUUAUUUUGGUGCAUCUAUGUGGAACUGACUUAGCGAAUAGUUUAAGUUUCGACUGUCAUCAAAAGAACAAGAGAUCCUCGAACAAGAAGAAUGUUAUUUUUUUUGUCACUGAUGGUAUGGGACCUGCAUCCUUGUCAUUGACUAGAUCCUUCAGGCAGUUCUCAGAAGACCUCCCCUACGGUGACAUUCUAAACCUAGACAAAUACUUGAUUGGUUCUUCUCGUACAAGAUCGUCCAAUUCUCUCGUUACAGACUCAGCUGCUGGAGCAACUGCAUUUUCAUGUGCAGUAAAGUCUUAUAACAGUGCUAUCGGCGUAGACCCUGAAAAAAAUCCAUGUGGAACGGUCUUGGAAGGAGCUAAAAUGAAAGGUUACAUGACAGGAUUGGUAGUCACCACAAGGAUAACAGAUGCUACGCCAGCUGCAUUUAGCUCUCAUGUUGACUAUAGAUCUCAGGAAGAUCUGAUCGCCCAACAGCAACUUGGAGAGUAUCCACUUGGUCGCUCUGUUGACCUGAUGCUAGGUGGAGGCCGGACGCAUUUUUAUUCAUCAAAUUCAGAUUCUGAAUAUGGAUUUGGGGGAUCCAGGACAGACGGGAGAAAUUUAAUACAGGAGGCCCAAGAUGCUGGCUGGCAGUACGUCGGAAAUCGGGAGAGCUUCGACUCCUUGCAAUAUGGUCAGAAUGUUAGUUUGCCAUUAUUGGGGUUAUUUGCUGACUACGAUAUCCCAUAUGAUCUCGACAGAAGCAACAGUGAUUAUCCAUCGUUAGAGGAGGAGGCAAUUACAGCAAUCAAUGCUCUUACUAAGGCAACUAAGGAUUCUGAUCAAGGAUUUUUCUUAUUGAUCGAAGGUUCGAGAAUUGAUCAUGCGGGCCAUCAGAACGAUCCUUCAGCGCAAGUGAGAGAGGUUCUAGCUUUUGACAGAGCGUUUGAAGCAGUGGUAAAGCUGGCAAAGGAAAGCGAUAUCGAAACGAUUUUAAUUUCCACUUCAGAUCAUGAGACCGGCGGACUAUCAGUUGCAAGACAAGUAACAUCAAGUUAUCCUGAUUAUGUGUGGUAUCCAGAAAUCUUGAACGAAGCCAAGCACUCCGGUGAAUUUUUGAGUAAAAAACUACUCGAGUUCAGAAAGGAGGGGCAUAAAGACGAAAGGGCCUUCAUUUCAAGAGAAUUGUUUGAGAAAGGAUUAGGAAUUAAGUCAUACUCCCAUCAUGAUAUCUCAAGCGUUAUGGAGGCAACCAAUAUGGGCGGUUUGAAUGGAAUUUUCAAUGAAAUGAUCUCAACGAGAGCAAGAAUUGGCUGGUCCACUACAGGCCACAGCGCUGUAGACGUUAAUAUCUAUGCAUACGCAAAUAGGAAGGAUGCAUGGCAAGAUUUGUUGGAUAAUUUGCAAGGAAAUCAUGAGAAUACUGAAAUCGGCGCUUACAUGGAGAAAAUUUUGGGUAUUGAUCUAGCAGAGGUCACCGAAAGAGUAAAAAAUACUGAACAUUCUCCAAAGAGAAUGAAUGCUCAAGGGCAACCAGAAUUUGAUACAUAUCAUCAUCGAAUGAGCGGAAUUGAGUUCUAA
Zygotorulaspora mrakii is the source of this 1650-nucleotide messenger RNA. It is a transcript of the gene PHO8, whose product is annotated as alkaline phosphatase PHO8. Gene Ontology annotation, molecular function: alkaline phosphatase activity. Gene Ontology annotation, biological process: dephosphorylation. Bases 1 to 1650 code for a protein of 549 amino acids. The record is from RefSeq and is a predicted model, not a curated record. The transcript has a single exon. Gene Ontology annotation, cellular component: fungal-type vacuole membrane. NCBI's taxonomy places the organism in Eukaryota, Fungi, Ascomycota, Saccharomycetes, Saccharomycetales, Saccharomycetaceae.